UACUCCCUGGAGAAAAUCACCUCCAAGUGCAGAGCAAACACUGAAGAAGAAGAUAUUUUGACACCAAUCCCUAUUGACUGUUCAACCUUUAACCUUUAAUAACCCAAUCACUGAAACUGAAAAGUUGCUGCCUGCUGCACACGCUGUGGGUUUGUUUUGUUGCAGAUAGUUGCUGUAAGAAUUUCAGUAAAUAUUCAGAUACAGAUCAUGCCCCUGGCAUAGGCCUUAUUAUCAUAUUCAUCAUGAUCUAACUAGUUUGGCUGGCAUCUAUUUCGGUAAUCAGUUGCUGCCUUUUUCUGUAUGGUGCUUUGAUAAAGCUUUAUGAAGAUACAUCUAGUCGCAGAUGAAAAACCCAUUCUUCAAUACAAUAUUUGGAUAAGAAUUAGCUUCUUGAUUUUUAAGGUUUGCAUGCAAAUUAUAACAACUCUUUAACUUGGAAUCAAAAGUUGUUCCCAUCACAGGCUAGAGAUGGUUGGAUCAGCUUGCAUUCAUGUUAGUUUGACAAUUUCCUACCCUAAAAAUAAUUAUUGUCCUUUUCAUGUUCAGGUUCUGGUAGUCUUUUAGAUAGGUUGUUGCUGGCAAUUCCAAUAUUUCACUGCUAUGGCCACAAGUUACCUUGUAAGGUUAAGUACAGUCCUCGGCGAGUUGUUGGUGUUGGGUUAACAGACGGUGAGACACUGGAAUGUCUGGUCCUUUUUGCGGAGUUUCUCAAAGAUAACGAAAGAAAUGACCCCCAGUCACAGGAUAGAUGUUCUUACUGAUGCUAUGAUCUAUUACACAAACAAGAAGUUCGCAAAGAUCGGUCCGUAUCUGGCGUCAAAGCUGACGAAAGCCGAGGAUGUAAUGUCAACAACAAAAAAGGAAUUGAAAGCUCUCCUUGAAGUGUCAGAUAGUCAGGUAGAACUCUGGCUUGCAGAGGCACAGAAUCCUGCUGGUUGUCAGCGACUGAGACGAGAUCUGUCCAGCAAGGCCAGUAUCUUACAUUCUGUCAACAAACACAGUGUUGAGGGGAGGCUGCAUCUCGAAAUGGUAAAGAAUUAAUUAUGCCGAGGGUCGGUCCCUCCCUUCUCCUGGGACAGAAAAGAAAAAGAGGUUACGAAAGAACAAACAGAUGAGAAAAAAGGCUCAAUUAGUUGAAGAUCAAGUUGCUAGCUGUUCUUUUCAAGAUGGCAGCCUUCUGGACAAUGAAAGUACUCGGAAACCUAUUGCACCUGUUGCUGAUUCUUCUCAUCAGGAUGACUGCAGACAAGAUACUGAAACACAGGAACAGUUAAAUGGAGCUGUAGUGUCAACAAGUUCACCAAAUAAGAGUCAUUGUGCUGCUAGCACAUAUACACAAGCAUGGAUAUCAAAAUUUGCCUCACACGGUGCGCCUACUGGUAGUUCAACUCUUACAAAAGAAGCCAUAACUGUUCAAACAAGGAAGUUAUGUCUGCAAAGUUCCACAGAGAGAAGGUCACCAGAAAAAUGUCCGUCACAAGAAAGUUCCAAAUUAAGACAUCUGAGAAGUGACUACGAAAAGCUUGAAGACAAGUGUGAAUGGCUAAAAGAUGAACUUGUGAAGACAGACAGGCGCUAUAAAUACUUAUAUGAACAGUACAACAACGUGCAAUUCAUGGCCUCAGUGCGGAAUGAACGACACAAAAUUUGUACCCACUUUCGAAUGGCGGAGCAAGUGUCGUCAUAUGCUGUCAAGCAGGUUGAAGAGAGUUUUUUUAGCAACGUAUUUUUCAAUCCAGACUGUGACAUAGACAACGUCAUUGUUCCUAUCAUCAAUGUAAAGCUGAUGAAAGUAUUAAAAGUUGGAGACACUUGCCAAACAUACAAAGCCGCCUGCCACACUGUCAAUAGGUUCGCUGCUAAGCAAUACAGUGAUGAGAACUAUGCAUCCGUUGUCAACCGAGAGUUUCGGGUGCUGUCCUGUAUCAAUGCCACAUUUACCCCAUUCCCAAUUGGAGUAUAUUAUAAGGAUAACAAACCGGCAUUGGUGACUUCAUUCCACCACAUUACGGGGACUGUAUAUAGCUUAAAGGACUGUUUUUUGGAUUUUCCUUCCCAUUUAAGUGGGAGGGGAUGGGUGAAAGCAACGGUCACAUUUGGCUUUCACCUCAGUCACCUCUUCGUAAGACGGUUUUUGCAUAACAACUUGAAGGCUGAUAAUGUUGUGCUGGAUGCAAAUGAGAAGGGCAUAGAUGUCAUUCUGUGCAGUUGGAAAAAUUCUUGUAGAAUCGAAUCUGCCCGAAUUCUCACAGAGAAGCAAACAAAAAAGCUUGCGGACAAUAUUGUUGUCCCAGAGGUUUUGCGCAGAGAGAAGCCAUUUUCAAUUGCAAGUAACAUUUAUGCAUUCGGUUGUCUUGGAAUCUUGGUUGUGAAAUAUUGUAGGGCAUAUGAAAUCACGGAUUACAAUUUACCAGCUCUGGAAAGAUUCUGUCUGAAAUGUGUGAGUCCAAGAUCUGCAGCAAGGCCAGAUGUUGAGCUGUUUGACGAAUACCUCGAAUCAUUUGACAUAUAAUAAUGUGUGACUCUAACUGAAAAGACAGUACAUGUAUCCCUCUGACAUUGGCGGAUGGUAUUUUGGAGAACUUUGUUUUCCACCUGGAGGUUCUAUCUUGACUGAGAAUACUUGGCCUGUAAGGUCACAUACAAUUUACAAACUGUAUGACGAGUUUGGGUCUUAACCCUUUAGCUCCUGCGAGUCUACAAAUUUUUUUCCAGCAUCUCCCUGAAGAUUUCCAGGUAUUCCUAUAGUGUAUAGACUUUUGGCAAAAGAGAUACAAAAAGUUGAGAAUGAAGUACUACAAGUUAUUUUGAAGCUAACAAUCAUACCUACAAUAUGAUAUCAUAAAUUUUUCAUUUUUAACCCCUUGGUAUCGACAGGAUUAACCCUCUCAGCAAUUUAGUGAAAAUUCAUAAAAAUGCCCUGUAGUAAACAACAGAAUCAUAAGAAGUUCCUACCUAAUCAAAAAAAUCCAUAAAGAAACCCAAAUGUACGAUAAUCCAACCUAAUAUCGAUCGAAAAACACAACCCGGCAGUCUCCUGUACAUGAAUACAUGAAUGGGUUGAUAUGAAGUUAUGGUUUGCACAUGUCACAUUUGUUGGUCAAGUUGGACCAUGAGAAUUGCGAAAUUAAAACACCUACAAAAAUUUCCAGGGUGUGGUUUUAUUGCUGAAUUGACAUGUAGACGAUGGAUAUCUUUUUACCGGUGAAUACUAGUUGUAUGUUGUUAUUAUCAAUAUGUCAGGCCUUCCUAGUUGGUCACAAGUUGUCAUAGUGACUUGUCUAGUUCGAAGUGUUCUGUUCAAUAAAAACACUUGAAUUCA
Molecule: messenger RNA, 3322 nt
Organism: Lineus longissimus
Lineage: Eukaryota; Metazoa; Nemertea; Pilidiophora; Heteronemertea; Lineidae
Exons: 11
Coding region: 1112-2512 (466 amino acids)
Biological process (GO): protein phosphorylation
Molecular function (GO): ATP binding; protein kinase activity
Source: RefSeq, a predicted model, not a curated record